This is a messenger RNA of Colletotrichum orchidophilum, 1023 nucleotides long. RefSeq lists its product as uncharacterized. NCBI's taxonomy places the organism in Eukaryota, Fungi, Ascomycota, Sordariomycetes, Glomerellales, Glomerellaceae. The transcript has a single exon. The record is from RefSeq and is a predicted model, not a curated record. Bases 1 to 1023 code for a protein of 340 amino acids.
AUGGACCAGCAGGAUGACCGCGAAGCCACCUCCAGGCCUAAGGGCAAGGGCAAAGAAGCUUCUACGUCCCCAUCCUCCGCUAUCCAAACGGCGCCCAAUAAUGGCAGGGUUCAACAUCAGCAAGGUGACGGAGAUGCACCGUCCACUUCCUCAUUCGCAUCCCGCCUCACGGCGUCUGCGGCCAGCCUUUCUCGCGCCGCGCUGACAGCUCGACCUGCUACCGAAACCAUCCUCAACGAAAUUUUGAGGGUAAAACUAUCACCUGGAACCAGCUCCAGCUCCGCCCAGGGCUCUGGAAGCCACCGAGAUACUGCUACUUAUCGUAGCCCAAGCAGCGUGAACCCCGGCACUCUCAUGACCUUUAAUUCGUCGCCGGGUAUAUCCAUCGCUGGCGGACAGCAUUACGAAGACUUCAUGGCUGCUCGUGCAGUCUGCAAGGACCCGUCCCAGUUGAGGAGGCCAGCUGAGGAUCAGGGAAGCAACUCUGGAACGGUCUUCAUCAGCGAACCCAGCGAGCACAACUCUCUGCCGUCAGGCACCAAGUCCGAUUGCCAGGAACAAGAGGCCAGAGACGGCCUAGACGUGGGCGAACUGCUCAAUUCUCUAGAUUCGGACGGACAUGACGCAACCGACAACGACUUGCAGACGUUCAUAUCCCCGCAAGAAGAGGCAUCGCUAAGAAGGGCACUCUUCGACGAUAGCCAUGGGAGACCUGUCGCCAAUUGGGCCCGUCUUCUCGACUUCCAGCCCCAUUUCCUCGAAGGAGACAACAUCACCGAAUUAGUGCAGCAUUUUGGCGUAGACGAUGUGCUGCAGGCCAGAGCCAUGUGGAUGGAGAGUUGGAACGACGUGCUUACAGGCUACACCGACGAAGUUUGGGGUGACUUCGGGUCCCUCGCCCGAGAAGCGCACCAAGAAAUUGAAGAGGCGUGCGAGCAUGGGACAGCAGCUACGACAGACCCCAGCGGGAUGCAGGCGCUCCAACGACUCAGACAGAUUCUGGCCCAUGUUCGAGGCCACUAA